Messenger RNA from Ilex paraguariensis (yerba mate), 633 nucleotides. Lineage: Eukaryota; Viridiplantae; Streptophyta; Magnoliopsida; Aquifoliales; Aquifoliaceae. The record is from the annotation of a GenBank genome assembly.
AUGGAGUAUGACAAGAAGCCUAACCCUCCAACGAAGCCUGCUUCAGUUAAAGAUUCACCUGAGAACACAACCAAUACUAUUCCAAACUACAACCUCAAAACUGUGAGACUCAAAUAUGUGAAGCUUGGAUACCAUUAUUUGAUCACCAAUACCAUGUACCUCUUGCUCAUCCCACUUGCAGGAGUUCUAUCACUUCACCUUUCAACACUUUCUGUCAAAGACAUAUUGCAACUAUGGAACCACCUCAAUUUCAAUGUUUCUCAGUUGAUUGUAUGCUUACAACUCAUUAUUUUCAUAGCUACCCUCUACUUUGCGAGUCAUCCCAGAAAGGUUUACUUGGUGAAUUUUGCAUGUUUUAAGCCGGACCCAACUUUAAUGUGCAGUAGGGAGGAUGUGAUUGACAGAUGUAGACAAGUUGGUUCCUUCACUGAAGAGAGUUUAGCCUUUAAGAGGAAAAUUUUGGAGAAGUCGGGGUUCGGACAGAAGACAUAUUUCCCGCCAAGCAUUAUGAAAAUUCCACAGAACCGGUCGUGGAUGGAGGCGAGGAAGGAGGCAAAGAUGGUGAUGUUUGGAGCCAUCGACGAGCUGUUGGCGAAAACGGGUAUCAAGACUCAAGAUAUUGGAAUCCUUGUG